Manihot esculenta (cassava) is the source of this 1302-nucleotide messenger RNA. RefSeq lists its product as uncharacterized. Lineage: Eukaryota; Viridiplantae; Streptophyta; Magnoliopsida; Malpighiales; Euphorbiaceae. Bases 738 to 1163 code for a protein of 141 amino acids. The transcript has 3 exons. The record is from RefSeq and is a predicted model, not a curated record.
CUUUUGGGUUCUCUGCUCUCCGCUCUCUUAUCUCCGCUGAUAACGACAUGAUAUAUUUAUUACAAUAUGACGAAGUAGACGAUGAUGAUGACGAUAGCCAUGGCCUCUCUUUCCACUGUUCUCACAUCAGCAUCGCCAGGCCCAUCCACAUUUGCAGUGUAGCUUCAGUCUCUUCCGAACUGGAAAUUUCAAUAAAUGUUUACCCCUUUGCCUGCCUACCCAGUCACCCAUUUCAGCAGGAGUAUUCAACUCUCGCAUACAAUGGUUGGUGCUAUUAGCUGUAGAGUUGUUAAAGUGUCUUGUUACCUUCAAUGCGGCAGAGAAAAGAGAGAAUUAUCGCCUAACUCUUUGCCAAGACUUCAAGUACGCAAUCAGUAGAAGAUAGCAUAUGCCCAUGAAUUGAACGCUCUUGAUUAAUUACUCUUUCUUUUCUGUAGUGUCUUUAAAACUGGUAGUGAUUUAUCUGUUGCGUUCCUUUUUCUUCCAUGUCUGUAACAGUGUGAUUAUCAAUUGCUCAUUAAAUAAAAAUUUGUUCUGAUUUCAAAAUCUGAACGUACAAAGUGGGACCCUGGAGCCCAAUGAUUAUCUAGAGGUUAAGGAGGAAUAUUAAGAGAGGACAAAAAGGCUAAGUUCACUUCUCUAGUCUUAUCAUGUACAAUUUAUCAGAAAUUGUCUGCAAGAAUUGAGGUUAUCAAUCACUCUUGCAUUUCGUUUCCUUGUGGGAGCUCUACACAUCCAUGGCAACAACAGAGGAAAAUGAGACAUUCAACGGAUGGCCGCUCGGGCUAGAGAUCAUGACCGGGAGACUUCGAGUUAUGGAAAGCAUACAGGCUGCUCCAGCAGAACCAUAUUCCAAUACACACUUGCGCUCACCCAGUUUUUCCUCAUUCACAUCCUCCAACUUUGACACUGAGUCUACAGCAUCCUUCUUCCAAGACCGUAGUGUGUCAUUAGGCAGGCUAAUCGGCAUUCGACCAGGCAAAGGCAAUGGAGACUUUUACUUCCCGAGUAGAGAGGGCAAAUCUGUAAGAGCAGUGAGCUGUGAAGUAUCCAGAGGACACAGACCAGAAAUGUCUCAAGGAAAUUGCAUUCCUCUGCUAGUUGGCACCUUAGAAAAGAUGAGCAGAAGCAAGAGCAUGAAAUUUAAUGGUUAUAAGCAUUAGAAGGGAAUAAACAUGGCUGACAUGAAGCACUUCUGUUUGUUUUGUUCUAUGCUUAUAAGAAUCAAUUGUAAAUUGAACGACUGAUGUUCUAUUUCACAUUCAAAUAGAGCAGCUUUGUUCAUUUUCUUCCUGCUUAACA